GCCAUUCCCAGCGUCAAUGGAUUCUCCAGUCCUCAAUCAGCUGUUUAGGCAGCUUUUCCGACAUCCAGCUUGUCAGUCGCUUCCUUCAAUCCGGUCACUGCCUCCUGGCAGACCGCAGUCCAUCCGCCAGUCAGCCACUUCGCGGUCACAAUGUCGCUCUUUUCUCACACGGCGGACGCCCGGUAAACGCAAGAGCGCCGACGAUGGGAUGAUGUGGAACAGACGGGGAGAUUAUCCUAAGGAUAUAAGUGAGGAAUUCAAGACAUAUCCUCUCGUAACAGCGAAAGACUUGCGCCAUCGUCGAGAGCGACCGCGACAAGUCAAGAUGAUGACAAGGGAAUUUAUUGACGAUAGUCUAUAUAACCCCCACUAUGGCUAUUUCUCCAAACACGCGACCAUCUUCAGCCCGGGCGAACCGUUUGACUUCAACAACAUAAGCGAUGGCCCUGCCUUCCAUCGAUUGCUGGGGGAACGAUACACAGAGUUUGAGGACCGGUUGGAUGAGACACAACCUGACGAAGCGCGUCAAUUGUGGCACACACCGACAGAACUCUUUCGACCUUACUACGGGGAGACGAUUGCGCGGUACCUGGUGUCUAACUACAAGUUGACACUGUAUCCUUACCACGAUCUCAUAAUAUAUGAAAUGGGAGCAGGAAACGGGACGAUGAUGCUUAAUAUCCUGGAUUUCAUACGGGACACCGAUCAUGAGGUGUAUCAGCGGACAAAGUUCAAGAUUAUUGAGAUUUCGCCUUCUCUAGCCAGCCUUCAGAUGAAGAACCUGAGGGACUCUCUCAAUGCUGGCGGGCACAUCAACCAUGUUGAGAUCAUCAAUCGUUCGAUCUUCGACUGGAAUACCUACGUGCACUCGCCGUGCUUCUUCCUGGCACUGGAAGUCAUCGAUAAUUUCUCCCACGAUGCUAUCCGGUACGACUACAAGACCGAGCUUCCCCAGCAGGGAGGCGUCCUCAUCGAUGCAGAUGGCGAAUUUCAUGAAUUCUACAGUACCCGCCUCGAUCCACUGGCGUCUCGGUUCCUGCGAGUUCGUCAGGCCGCUGCUCAACGACCCUUUCCAAGUCCCUUGGGCCCGAAAUUGCUGCGCGGACUGCGGAAUGCCGCCCCGUUCCACCCCGAAGUCACUUUGCCCGAAUACAUCCCUACCCGACUCAUGCAGUUCUUUGAUAUACUCGAUAGCUACUUCCCAGGGCAUCGGCUCAUAGCCAGUGACUUCAAUAAGCUACCCGAUGCGGUCCCAGGCUUGAAUGCUCCCGUUGUUCAGACACGGUAUAAGAGACGGACAGUACCUGUGUCCACGCCUUUUGUCCACCAAGGAUAUUUCGACAUCUUCUUCCCCACGGAUUUCAAUGUCGUCGAAGACAUUUACCGUGCCAUCACGGGGAAGCUCACCCAGGUCAUGAGCCAUGAAGACUUUAUGCGUCGGUGGGCGUAUAUCGAAGAUACGGAGACCAGGAAUGGCGAGAAUCCGCUGCUGACCUGGUAUAAGAAUGCAAGCAUGUUGAUGACGGUGUGAUUGGGAUAAUGUACAGCUCUCAUGACAUAUGAUUCUGUAAUGUAUACAAUCCACUCGUUGCGCUGGACCGUGGAUAUACGAGAUGCACGAGCCACUGUCGCUUGAUGAAGAGCACUGUCCUCGGAUAUCGACUGCUAUUGGCGAUAUUCUUACCUGUUGUAUAGUCUCUUGCGGCCGACUCGGUUGCGCGCCGUGCCCGGAUCCAGACAACUCUGCACUUCGGUCACAAAUAGUGACUGCGGGAGUUUCUCUUCGAUACUCUCACCACUGAAGUCUAAUGCUUUACUCGAAAUGCAUGUUAUUGCCCUGGCGGGUGUUAAAUACUCUGUUCCCGAGACCAUUCACUGUCAAUUUUACCAGAGCC
Molecule: messenger RNA, 1895 nt
Organism: Monascus purpureus
Lineage: Eukaryota; Fungi; Ascomycota; Eurotiomycetes; Eurotiales; Aspergillaceae
Source: the annotation of a GenBank genome assembly